CGACAGUAUGACAGCGGCCACGCCUAAAAAAGUCUAAGUCAGCAUCCCAUUCGAGGCAGCUUCAUUCUAGCACUUUAGAGGAACUGACUGGGCUGCUCCCAGUAAGCUGUUUCUGCAAUAUUGUGCUCCAGUUCUUUCCUGUACAUCAUCUUCCUGUCAUUUCUUUCAGCAGGAUAUGCAGCCACUUCAGGGAGCGCACAGAGGUCUCCAUAUUGCCAUGCAAGCACAUGCUUUGCUUGCUGUUAGCUUGUUUCGUACCUUCGAAGAAUUUUGGGGAAAUUAAAACUGAUCUCUGUAUUUUCAUCUCCCUCUCCUGCCAGGGAUAAAACAGUUCACAUACGGCUUCGCCUUCGUCUACUAAAUCACUCUCCUGCUGAAUUUCACGAUCCCGGUACAUUUUCCUGGCUAACCUAAAUGGAAUUCUAAACAGAAAGGAGUCGGAGUCAGAGUCGGAGUCGGACAGUAGAAAAAUAGAGGAGUCUGAGUCGAAGGUUUGGCGUACCAACUCCACAACCCUGGUUUCAGCUCCAGUUCUGAAAGCUGGCGAGGUCACAUAUGUGUGAGCAAAGGUUUGGCCUCUCUUAUAUCGAACAUGCCCACAUUACAUUUGAUGAUAGGAUUGGACAACUACCUUCCCUUCUCUUCUAGACACAAGAAAGUUACCGUAAACCGCCCAGAGAGCUUCGGCUACGGGGCGGUAUAUAAAUACAGUAAAUAAAUAAAUAAGAAACAAUGAGGGGGGGAACCUCCCCUUCUCCAUUGGCAAUACUCCAGAGGGAGUCAACAUGCAGAUUUGGGGGCGAGGCCACAAAGAAACAGCGAUACAAACCCUUUCCAGAGGAACGCCGUGUGAACUGAAAGCAAAAGAAAAACCAUAUUGGAAGCUGGGGAGUGUAAACCUUCCAAAGCUAUCGCGAUGGCAAAAGUUACAGGCACUUUGUUACAACAUCUAAAGGAGAUGAUGAGUCGCUAUAGAAGGAUGACUUCGCUGGUGCUAGUCACUUUUCUAACCAUCCUGUCAUUUGGAGCGUACUUCUGGCUGAUGCAAACCCCUUUCCUGGUGAAAACAAAGCCGUCAACUGAUCUCUGCAAAGGUGAGAUUGUCAACGAGACAAUAACAGCUUUACAGUACAAUAAAACAUUAAUCAUUUCACCGUAUCAUGACGACAGACAGCAAAACCUAACCCGUGUGAUCGCAAUAGUGCACUACAAGAAAAUACAGGACCUCUAUUGCUGGUUUUGCUGUAGUCACGAUGGCCAUGUCUCUAUAAUAAGAGCCACUGUAGACAUUCACUUGGAUAGGACUGAAUUCCCUGUUGGGAUGGCAGACAUAGUGUGCUUGGAACCAAGAGGGUGUUUUCCAAAAUAUGUCUCAAUUCAUUCAUCACCUAGAGGAAAAAUCGACAAGAUACCAAGAUUUGAAAUUAGAAACCGUGUGCCCAGGGAUUCUUUUUCCGCUGAAUUCACUGUUUGUCUCUCUGGCAUGUUUGGAAACGACAGCAAUGUCUUGCAGUUCAUACAAAGCAUGGAAAUGUAUAAAAUUCUUGGUGCACAGAAAGUGUUGAUCUACAUGUACAGCUGCAGCCAGCUCAUACAGAAGUUACUGAAGUUUUAUGUUGCAGAAGGCACCGUUGAGAUCAUACCGUGGCCAAUUCUUUCACAUGUUAACUUCUCUUCUUUCUGGUAUUCACCCAAGGAUUGGUACUAUGGGAAAACAACAGUCGUAAACGAUUGCAUCUACCGCAAUAUGUACAGGAGCAAAUAUGUAAUUCUUAACGACAUUGAUGAAAUUAUCCUACCUAUUAAAUAUCCGAGUUGGAAAACAAUGAUCAGCAAUCUUGAGGAUCAAAAUCCAGGGACAGGCAUCUUCUUGUUUGAGAAUUAUUUAUUUCCCCAGAAUGUAUUUUCCUCUAUCGACACAUUCAAAAUCUCAUUCUGGAAAAUUGUCCCAGGUGCUAAUAUACUGCAGCAUAUUUACAGAGAGCCCACUAGACUGCGGUUCAGUAAUCAGAGAAAAAUGAUUGUUAAUCCGAGAAAAGUGGUUCAGACUUCCCUCCACUCUGUUCUCAAGGGUUACGGUAGGACACUGGAAGUUCCAAGAGAGAUUGCAAUUCUUUACCAUUGCAGAAAGCACACUAAAAAAGAGAUCCCUCGAAAAUAUCUCAUUAGGGAUGCAUCAAUCUGGAGGUACAAUAUGUCUUUGAUCAACAAUGUUAACAAAGUACUUAAAGAACAAUUCCCUAGAAAGAGUUUCAAGUCCAUUUGGAAGAAAUUCUAAGAAAAUAUUGCAACUGUCUUAUAAAUAGUUCUAUUUUUACAUGUACAAAAUUACUUACUGACAAAUUGUUUUUACAGUCCAGAUAUCAUGCAGCACCUGGAGAUGUGUUUGUGGAGAUCAGCCUAUAGCUGUAAAAAGCUGCAGUUGGUAUUCCAUGUUAGUCCUACUUAGAAUAGACCAGUUAAAUUGAUGGACAUGACUAACAGAGGCAUGUUAAUUUAAGUGGGUCUACCCUGAGUAGAACUUAGUUGGAUACAACCUUAAAUUUAGUUGUAAUUAAUUGACUGUAUCUUGACUGAAAAUAUUCUAGACCUUUUAACUAAAGGUCAUUCUGUGCUUGAAGCCUAAUGGCAGUAAAUUGGUGGCAUCUUCCUGCGUUGAUAGUUCCUCCCACUUGGAAGCGGGGUUGGGAAUCAAUCUGCCCUGUCCAUUCUCAGGGGAUUGAUUGGUUUAGAUCCGGGAUGGGAAACCUGUGAUCCUCCAGAUAUUGUUGAAUUCCAACUCCCAUCAGGCCAAGCCGAUAGGGAGGGGUGAUAGAAAAUGUAGCAUAGCAACAUCUGGAGGGCCACAUGUCCCCUACUCCUGUUGUAGAUGAAUAGGGUUGAAGUAGUGAGGAGGUAGUAACUACAACAACAAGCUGAAGUAACUACUUAGAACCCUGCAGCUCAUUGCUCUUCCAAAAUCCUGUUUGAUAGUGUUAUGUGGAAAGGCCACAGUCUGUAGUUCCUCUGGUGCUUCUUCCAACACUACCUGGGCCAGCAGAGAUUUUUAAUGGGUUGCGGGGAGAGAGGCAACAACCCCUAAUCUGCUCCAGAGGGAUGGGGAAAACCCCAAAACAGAUUUAGGAUGCAUGCAGGGGGAGGAGAGGCGGGAACAUUCUGUUGCCAAGUGGAAAUCCUUGCACUGACGGAGCGAGUUAGUGGAAUAUCACCCACCGUGUACAUAAGUUAUAAAAUUAUAUCCAGUAUAACUAUGCCAAGUUAUAUUUAUGAAUUUUAGCAUCUAUAUUCUGCUUUUCUGUCAGUGCCCUUCACGACUACUCACAGGUUCUUAAAAUGGUUCUUGAAAGUAUAUUUGUUCACCUUACAUUGAGUUCUACUUGUUAUUCUUGUAAUUUAAAAAAAAUCCAAUAUACAUAUAUAUUGGAAUUACAGUUGCUGCCCCUGUAAAGCACUUUUGGGGAUUUUUCAGGUUCCUAACUGUCUUUGACAGAAAGGCAUGUACGCAUGCGGUUGUGUAUGCAUAAGACAUAUGUCAAGCAAUCAUACAUGUUGUCUUAACUGUGUCAUAUAAUCUGUUGGCUCAGAAGCUUUUGUAGAUCUGCUUCUUCAUCACAGAGCAGGCUUGUUGACUGUUGCGAAAGUUUGUGAUGGAUUAACCUCAUCACAUUCAGCAGCUUCCUCAUUUUAAGACAGUACUGUGUUUUCUCAGGAGGGGACAAGUGUAUAUAUUAAAACUGCUAAAAUCAGAUAAUUUAAUUCUACAAUUAGACAUAUGCAACUAAGUAUUGUAUGUUGAGUAAAGUUAUUCUUAAGAAUUGUUCUGAAAGCCAAUUUGUUUUCCAGUCAUCAGUUUCUAUUAACUGUUAACUGGAUUUACAUCUGCACUACAGAUUGUUCUACGCUUAUACCAUUAUAACUGUCAUGGCUUUCCCCAAAGACUGUAAUUCAGUGAGGUGUGAAGAAUUAUCUGUUAGGAAUCUCCUUUCCGUCUUGCAGAAUUACAUGCCCCUGAGGGGACCUUUGGCAACAAGGGUUACCUGUUAAACAAGUGGGGUGUAGUUAUCAUCAACACAACAGCAGUGGAGUAGGGGAUCACAACCUGUGCUCCUAGCAUUGGAGGAAGGAGGCCAUCCAGACCCUGGACCCAUUCCAACAGGGUCCCCUUCCCCAAAAAUGAACACAGGAAUCCUAUGCAUAUCUACUCAGAAGUAAGCCCCAUUAAGUGUGUACUCUCAGGUAAGUGUGUACAGGAUUGCAGCCUUUUAAAGUAUUUUAAAGGAAUGUUGAGACUCAAGCCUAGAACUACAGAUUUUGACAUGGAAGAGCGUUCUAAACAUCUUUGUGUAAGAUCUGCACUCUGCUCAUGCAGAGGUAGAGACAGUCUCUUCCUUAUUAGAACUAGAUGUCUUUUCUGAGCCAAAUUUCAGACCCCAAAAACAGGCUAAGGUGUUCCUUAAGAACCUGGUUUUGCCUUAUAGUACUAACAUUAGCUACCCUGCCUUCCAUCCUACCAGCCCAAUGGGACCUAGUGCAACGGUGGGUUUUCAUUAUUAAGGAGUUUUAUUCUAUUUUAAACAGUUUUCCCCAUUUAACAAGAUCAUACACAGUAACAUAAAUAAAAUUCUUAAACAACAGAGGGGGAUGAGCAAAGGGGGUUUCAGUUCGUAGGCUCAACAGUGCCACUGGGAAUAAGGAGUUGCUCUUGUCGCUCAAUAUCACCUCAUGUAAGCAAGUCUGUCUAUGAACACCAGAUAAUUCUGACCGAAAAUGUUCUGUGGAAGGCUCCUUUCUCAUGUGCUGAGUUUAUAAAUCCUCAGAUUGUUUUUUUAGGGAAAGUGGCCUGUUUGUGGUGGGUGUUUCUCUGAGCAUCAUCAGUUUUCCUUGCCCUAAAAAUGGGCAUUUUGUGGUGCCCAAGACAUUAUCUCAGUUUUCAAAAUGCAUCCCUAAUGCUCAAAAAAAGGUUGAGGAUCUAUAUCUUUUCUUUAUGAACUGCCUUCCCAUUUCUACAAUAUUUAGUCUUCACAAAAGUCUUUAACAUCCUCAGUGUGAAAUGAAUCAGUUGCGCACUGUGUGAGUAAGGAACAUUUACCUAAUACUCUGCUACCAGGAAGGAGCAACAGAUAGUGUUCACCACAAACUUUCCAGCACUGUAAAGCACAACUGGCUGAAUAUGCACUACAAAACCUAAGAUGCCUCAUUUCUUUUGGAACGACAAGGAGUAGCACCCAGGCAGGCCUCUCUAAGGAAGAACAACCCAUACCCGACUACCAGUAUUACAGGAUUAAUGUCUCUCUGAUGAUGUGCUGACAGUCUGUGGUCAACAUAACAAAUCUUUUUUUAAAAAAGGAUUGUGAAUCACUGGUCCCUUGAUUUGGGGGGAGCGUGAGAGAGAGGCUGGGCAGAAUCAUUGGCAAGAUGAGAUGCAAGAAAUCUGCAUCCCCCUGGGGCACCUGCAUCCCCCUGGGGCACCUGCAUCCACCCGACACUGCAGUCUGUUCCCUCCUCAGCACUCUGGGCUCCUAGACUAGCUGUCUAGCAGUCAGAGUACCCAACCCUGAUAUCUAUACCCAUUUAGCAUGUGCGUUAAGGCAUGAGUGUUUGCACUCUUUGGUUUUCCUGAACUGUAUGCAAGAAAUUUGGUAUUCUUACCUCUUCCCCCAUGUCAGAGCCUAACUAGUGUUUUGUUUUUAGAUUGGAACUUUAUGCAUAAAAACACCCUGGGAACUGUAGUUUACCCCUCACGGAGCUGUAAUUCCCGACACCCUUAGCAAACUAUAGUUCCCUGGAUUCUUUGGGGGAAGUGUGUAGUGUACACAGCCUAGAUCCAAGUCAAAAAAAUCUUAACAUAUUGCCUCCAUUGUCAAACAUAGAUGGCUUUUGAAAGGAUAUGCAUAUUCACUGCAUUUUGUUUCCAGCUGAGGGUGGAAAUUAUACUGACAUACACUACAGCAAGAAGAAUGCCGUAAAUAAGCAUUAUUUAAAAAUUUCUGAAAGUAUAUACCAUCGUCUCAUAAAAUAUCAGCUACAGCAAUAUAAAUUUAAAAACACACACAUUAAAACGAGCACAGAGCAAUCAUUAACAUGACUGGCGACUCAAGAAAAUCUUGAAACCAACUGCCGUGGCCUAUCAGCAUAAAAAAAAAGUCUUCAAGAGACACCCGAAAGUGACCAACAUGAGCACGCCUGCGAAAUCUCUGCCAGACGAGUGUUCCACAGCAUGGGACCAGCAACUCUAAACGCCCAACUUCUGGUUGAGGCCAGUCAGGCUUCUGUGACACAGGGAACAGCUAACAGCGCUCCUCUGGAUGAUCUCAGUGAUUAGGCUGGGAUAUAAGGGCACAGGUGGCCCUUAAGAUUUCCUGGAGCCACGUUGUUCAGGAAUUUGUAUAUCAACACAAGAGUCUUGAACCUGGCCCGGUAGCAUAUGGGCAGCCAGUGUAUUUGUUUUUCAACAGAGGUGUCGCAUGCUGCUAGUCAUCUGACCCCAACUUCAGCCCCCAGCCUCUCAGAGUCUUAAAAAGGGGUAUAUGCUCAUACUUCUUUUCUAGGCUAAAACACACACAUAAUUAUCUACAUAAAAUGGCUCCCACAACCAGUUUGAUCUACUUAUUAAAUUUAUAUCCCGCCCUCCCACUAGGAGUUCAAGGCAGCAAACAAAAAUGCUAAAAACAUAAUAAAAACAGAGUUUAAAAUAAAUUAAAACAAAACAUCUUUUAAAAUAUGUUAAAACAAGUCUCAACUUAAAAGGCUUGUUGAAAGAGGAAGGUCUUCAGUAGGCGCCAAAAAGGUGACAGAUGGCGCUUGUCUAAUAUUUAAGGGGAGGCAAUUCCAAAGGGUCGGUGCCACUACAUGAAAGGUCUGCUUCCUAUGUUGUGCAGAACGGACCUCCUAAUAAGAGGGUAUUUGCAGGAGGCCCUUCACCUGCAGAGCUCAGUGAUCGACUGGGUAUAUAAGAGGUAAGACAAUAUUUCAGGUAUUCUGGUCCCGAGCUGUAUAGGGCUUUGUACACCAGAACCUUGAACAGCCAGGCCACUAAUGGGCAGCCAGAGCAAUCUCAUGAAACUCAAUGGCUUUGGUUUAUCAUUAACAACCAAUAACAAAAAUACUAUGGAUACGAAUGUUAGUCUGUGCAGUUGCACAAAGUAAGUAUAAGGAAACAAUCUGUCUCUUGUUGACAGAUGAUACAAGUGGUAGAGCACGGUUCGAACAUAUAAAACCGAUUCUGUCCUGCUUGCAUUGGCUGCCUGUAUGUUUCCUAGCUCGAUUCAAGGUGCUGGUUUUAACCUAUAAGCCUUACAUGGCUUAGGACCACAAUACCUGAUGGAACACUUCUCCCAACACAAACCCACCAGUACACUAUGCUCAACAUCUAAGGCCCUCCUCCGGGUGCCUACUCAGAGGUGUGAUAUGUAUAAAGUGUGUUGCUUUUGCAGGGUGCUCAAAUUGUGUAGAUGUGUGACUUUGUGUAAAUGCUGGUUGUUGUUUGGGAGGGGUAAAGAUGUAGUUAGUGAAGCAAGGAAAACAAGCUAAAAUAGACACAAAUACCAGGAAACAGGUGCGACAAAGACAGUUUGUGGUUAGGUUCUGCUCUACCUGUUGGCAGGGGAGGAGGGAGAUAUACCAAAUAUGGGUAAUAAUAAAUAUGAGUAUGGGGGAGCUAAAAUAUGAGUAGUGGGAGAUGUAAACAGAGGCGGGACUUCCUGUGACAUGAAUAGGCGGCACGGAUAGGCUGUAAACCCUGAAGUACUCGAUCAAUGAGGAAACGGGAGGGAAUGAAGCGACGGGCUAUAGGAUAAAAGAACUGUACCAAUGUCACUUGGGUGUGCCUACCUUGUAGACACCCGCUCUUGCAAGAACGUUUAA
Messenger RNA from Rhineura floridana, 7863 nucleotides. Its product is annotated as beta-1,4-galactosyltransferase galt-1-like. Bases 917 to 2278 code for a protein of 453 amino acids. The record is from RefSeq and is a predicted model, not a curated record. The transcript has 7 exons. NCBI's taxonomy places the organism in Eukaryota, Metazoa, Chordata, Lepidosauria, Squamata, Rhineuridae.